Molecule: messenger RNA, 387 nt
Organism: Schistosoma curassoni
Lineage: Eukaryota; Metazoa; Platyhelminthes; Trematoda; Strigeidida; Schistosomatidae
Source: the annotation of a GenBank genome assembly
AUGAUUCUCAAGUCCAAGUUAAUCUUAGUUAUAAAAAUACGUAAUAACUUGUUCUGGUUAGAGUUUUUAAAGAAAACUGAUACUUACUACAGGAAAUAUUUCGAUUUAUACGAUGAAAAUGAGAAGAUAAAGAUUACAGAUGAUGAUUUGGAUGAUGAUGAUGAUGAUGAUUCGGAUGAUGAUGAUGAUGAUGAUUCGGAUGAUGAUGAUGAUGACUCGGAUGAUGAUGAUGAUUCGGAUGAUGAUGAUGAUGACUCGGAUGAUGACUCGGAUGAUGAUGAUGAUGACUCGGAUGAUGAUGAUGAUGAUUCGGAUGAUGAUGAUGGUGGUGACUAUUCGGAUGAUGAUGAUGAUGAUGACUCGGAUGAUGAUGCAGCUGGACUAUAA